AUGACGCUCCACGUCCUCUACUUCCUCGCCCUCGUCUCCCGCCGAGACACCGUUUGGCGGGAGCCCCUCCGACCCCAGGAGGGCGAGAGUCCCCAGUGGGGGGCUCUGUACUCCCUGCUGGUCUCCAGGGGAGCUGGGGACUUGGGAUGGAGGGUUCUGCAUAGAGCCCUCGCGUCAGGAGAGAUCCAGCGGGUGUGCAGUACAUUUGGAAGUGGAUCACUCAGGACCUUCAGUAACAACUUUCGCUAUUUGAGAUCAACUUGUGCUCUUGUGUUCAGCCAAUCAUAUGAGACGGAUGCUCAAUUUAAAAUAAUAAUACAACGAGGGAAAGAUGGUAUUCUGGCUAAAAUUAAAAUCACUAUAGACAAUAUUGUAACUGUUGUGGAAAAUGGAACCAUUUCUGUUGAUGGAGCAAGGAUUUCCCUUCCAUUUGACCACAAAUCAGUUAAUAUCCAUAAAUACGGCAUUUACACAAGACUGAGGAGUAGGAGAGAAUUCCUGUCAGUGCUGUGGAAUAAUCAGGGAAAUGACAUAAAUGCACUUUGGAUGAAUCUUAAGUCUGGCUACCAAGAAAAAACUAGUGGUCUAUGUGCUGGUGCAAGUAAUCAAGAAAGUAAACAUUCUAAUGAAGACUGUGAAGACAGUGAUGUUAUACCAACAUGUGAAGGUGACUUGCUUGUUUGCCAGAUGACCAUAUCAAAUUACUUGACUUCUUGCAGUGGACCGUUAACAUCUGAAUAUAUUAGCAUUUGCCAAAUGGAGUUUUGUAAUGGCCUGCAAGAUAAGAAACAUGUGUGUCCUGUUUUUGAAGAAAUUGCUCGUAACUGUUACACAGUCACAGAAAGAACCUACAACUGGAGAAAGGACUGCUAUACACCCACCUGCCCUGGAAACCAGAAGUUUAAAGAUAAUGGCCCAGCCUUCAUGCAAACAUGCUCAAAUCCAACUUAUUCCGAUGAGAAACUAAUAAGCACUUGCGUUUGUCCUGAAGGUAAAAUUCUUGAUGACCGCCUCGGACAAAAUAAAUGUGUGGAAAAAGAAGAAUGCACCUGCAAAUUCGAUGGACAGAUUUAUAAACCAAAUAGCACAUGGUCAGGAUUGUGUGCAUCAUGCACUUGCGAAGGUGGAGAAUGGAAUUGUCAAAGAAAGACUUGCCUGUCAAGAUGCACAGUUGAAGGCGGGUCUUUCAUCCAUACAUUUGAUGGCAAAGAGUACACAUUGCAUGGAAACUGCAAGUACUAUGCUGCUAUGGGGGAUGACUGGAAAGUAAUAAUUCAGCUGAGUAAGUGUGCUAGCAGAAUGACUUGCCUGACAAGGGUGGAACUUGAAAUCACUGGUAACCAAACAACCACCUACUCUUUCACUGAACGAAACAUCUACAUUGAUGAGAAAGACACUAAUGAAAGGUAUAAUUCAGAAAAUGUGCAAUUUUUCCCGCAGUCGUCAUUGUACAUUCAGGUUCAAACAAAGCUUGGUAUGAAGAUGCAAAUUCAGAGAAGUCCUUUUAUGCAGCUGUAUGUGACAUUGCCUGCCAUUGCAAAGGGGGUAACAAAAGGUAGGACUGCUGCGUGGUUUACCUGUCAGUGUAUUUUUUAUAUUAUUUUCACUCUUCAACUUUUAUUUACACUGAACAAUGCAAAAAGAACACAUAGUGAUCUUGAUUGGUUGUGUGGUAACUACAAUGACAAAAGUGAUGAUGAAUUCAUGGCAAGCAGUGGAAUUGUGGAGGAUUCCAAAUCCUUUGCCAAAUCCUGGAGAAGACAGACACAAGAGUGUGCCGAGAUCUCUCCCAUCUGCAUGAAUACAGACAAUGAAAAAUAUGGAAAAGAGAAAUGUGCCUUCCUGAAGGACCCUGUAUUUGCUAAAUGCCAUUCUCUUGUCGAUUAUACACCUUUUCUCGAGAAAUGUAUAAGUAGUGCAAAAUGCUGUGCCAAUCCUGCAGAAUGCAUGUGUGUAGCACUGGGUAAUUAUGCAAAAGCCUGUGCUGCUAAAGGCUUGAUUGUGGAAAACUGGAGAAAGGACGAUUGUGAUGAGAAAUGUUCUAACAAUCAGCAGUUUUCAUACAACAUGAAGGCCUGCAAUAGUACAUGCCAGUCUCUAUCAGGCUCUGACUUUGCCUGUGAAGUGGAAGAUGUCCCAGUUGAUGGGUGUGGCUGCUUAGAGAAACAUUUGAACAGCAAAGGGGUGUGUGUUCCAGAAACUCAGUGCCCGUGCUAUUAUGGUCAAACUCCAGUUAGUCUGGGGCAAAAUGAAAUUGAUGGACAUUCCUGUGUUUGCCAAAAUGGAAACCUUGACUGCAAACCACUGAAAAACUGCACAGAGGGAAAGAAUUAUAUCAAAUGUUCUACAUAUUCAGGCCCAACGUCUGGAAAAACAUGUGAAAGUCUAAAUUUACCAGCCAGUGAUAACUGUGAAAGUGGCUGCUAUUGUCAAGAUGGAUAUUAUGAAGAUCAUAAAGGCAAAUGUGUUCGUCUGGAAGAAUGCACAUGCUCGUUUGGAGUCAAAACCUACUCUGCAGGGGAAACUGUCACAAGUGGAUGCAAUAAUUGCACUUGCACCAGGGGAAAGUGGAGUUGUACAGAAGAAGAAUGCAAAGGAAAAUGCCAAGUUUAUGGAGAUGGACACUUUCAAACCUUUGAUUUAAAGUGGUACAGCUACGAUGGGAAUUGUGAAUAUACUCUUGUAGAGGACUACUGCGGGUCGAAUGGUACUUUCCGAAUAGCAGCAGAAAGUGUUCCUUGCUGUGAUGAAGCACUUACAUGCUCAAGGGCUAUUAAAAUUAAAUACCAGGGUGAAGAAAUAGAAUUACGAGAUAUGAAAAUUUUAGAAAAGAGAUCAAACAAAUGUGAGGCCGGGACAGCGACAAGUUACUCUGUUCAUACAGUGGGCCUCUACCUAAUUAUCACUCUGACAAAUGGCAUUACAUUGUUGUGGGAUAAGCACACACGAGUAACAGUUAUAUUGGACCCCAAAUGGAAAAAUAAAGGUCUCUGUGGUCUCUGUGGAAACUUUGAUGGGGACUCUAAAAAUGACAUGAUAACCAGAGGAAAAUCAGAAGUUACAAAAGUGGUGGAAUUUGGCAACAGUUGGAAAGUCAAUCCCAAUUGUGCCAAUACAGUAAACCAAACAUCCCCCUGCGAGAAACACUGGUACUGUAGUGCAUGGGCAGAGAGAAGGUGCAAGAUCAUUACUGAUGAAAUCUUUCAAGAAUGUCAUAAGAAGGUGGACCCCCAGCCAUAUUAUGAUGUUUGUGUAAAAGAGUCAUGUGUCUGUGAAAUGGAGGGACAAUACCUUGGAUUUUGCACAGCUGUUGCUGCAUAUGCGGAGGCUUGCAGUGAAGCUGAUGUUUGUAUAAAGUGGCGGAGUCCAGAUUUGUGCCCUGUAUAUUGUGACUAUUACAAUGAUCCAGGAAAAUGCAGUUGGCAUUACAAACCUUGCGGAACGAUUGCCACAAAGACCUGUGGUAAUAACGGGGCUUUCAAGAAGUUCUCUGCAAAGCUUGAAGGCUGCUAUGCAAAGUGUCCAGACAAUAAACCUUAUCUUGAUGAGAACACAAUGCAGUGUUCUGCUUUAGAAGACUGCACCUGUCUUUAUAAUCAAAUAAUGCAACCAGGCGAAACCAUGCAAAAUGACUGCAACCAAACUUGUAAAUGCAUAAACGGUGUGCCGAUAUGCACAGAAUUAUCAACAACCACACCCAUAACAACCACACCCAUAAUAACCACAACUAUAGAAACACCAACAACCACACCCACAACAACCACAGAUACAGAAACACCAACAACCACACCCACAACAACCACCAUUUUUUGUGGUUAUGUGUAUUGGUGCCAUUGGUGUGCCAACAACCACAUUGUUGUGUGUGCAUACCCAUGUGGUUGUUGUAAUCACCACCUGGAUUGCCCAUGUUAG
This is a messenger RNA of Polyodon spathula (Mississippi paddlefish), 3912 nucleotides long. RefSeq names its product mucin-19-like. NCBI's taxonomy places the organism in Eukaryota, Metazoa, Chordata, Actinopteri, Acipenseriformes, Polyodontidae. Gene Ontology annotation, cellular component: extracellular matrix. Gene Ontology annotation, molecular function: protein binding. The transcript has 28 exons. The coding region runs from base 1 to 3912 and encodes 1303 amino acids. The record is from RefSeq and is a predicted model, not a curated record.